Messenger RNA from Glossina fuscipes, 972 nucleotides. RefSeq lists its product as uncharacterized. The record is from RefSeq and is a predicted model, not a curated record. Bases 1 to 972 code for a protein of 323 amino acids. NCBI's taxonomy places the organism in Eukaryota, Metazoa, Arthropoda, Insecta, Diptera, Glossinidae. The transcript is spliced from 3 exons.
AUGUCAUUGGAAAUCAAUUCAAGCAGGGCACAAAUAAUAUUAAAUAACGUAAUCACCAACACGAACGAUAGCAAGAGCGGUAGCAUCAUUAAUAAUAAAAGUAAAAAGAAAAAUCGAAGCCGUGUGCACACGGAGAAGCAAGAAAUAGGGAAACCUGCACUAAAAACAAGGGCAGCAGCAAAGAAAAGCAAACGUUCCCAACAGUCGGAAGAAUCUGAAUAUAAAGCUUUCGUUGGCAAAAUAUUACACACUGUCUCCGAAUUAGAACACUAUUUGGUCGAAGAUCAUCAGCAGGAUUAUAAGCUACGCAUGGCAUUGGAACAUCAAAAAGAACGAGUAAGUGACUUAAGUAGUUCGCUGGCAAACGAAAAGAGACGCAAUAAACGUUUAGUGGAUCUGAUACGCAGCGUAGAUUCGGUUACCUCGGAAGAGGAAGAACUUGGAAAUGACGAUCGAAAUUCAAAGAAAGAUAGAGCUCUUAAGAACGGACGGAGUGUCGUACAAAGAUGGCCUUUAAAUACAAGCAAUGAAGCAUACGAAUCCAUUAGUCCUCUGUUAAUGCAUCAAAGAUACGAUGAGCUAUCGACUUCAUAUAAACAAUGCAGACGUCAGUUGCUGAAAAAGGAGAAACAAGUAGCUAUAUGCAAAUGCGAGAAAGAAAGGUUACAAGCUCAGUGCGACCAACUGAUGGAUGAAUAUCGAUCUUCGCAGAAACGUUUCGAAGGGCUGUGCUGCCGUUACUUACGUUUACAAAAACGUAAAAACUAUGAGAUCCAGCAGCUUCGGGAAACUUUAACUCAUGCCAGUGAUUGCGUAAUCGGCGCCCAAUUGAUGAUGGACAAAUGCGAAGGAGAUGAUGCUAAGUACGGUGCCAAAGAAUUUAAUCAAAAUUUACAGCAUUUCAUUAAGAGUCUGCAGCUUUGUGAAUGGACUAAAUGCAGUUGCAGCAGUAUUGCUAGUCAAGAGAAGUAA